CGUUAUGACAACUCAACCCAAACCCCGUCGCGGAAGCCGUCAAUCGUCGAGCCCUUACACGCACGAACCGAAGCCCCAGCAAGAACGCGAAGAUGGCAGGCUGCCCGAAUACAACCACAAUGGUCAUGCUGUGACUCCGGGCAUCAAACCUAACGGCGAAAGUGGUAGACGCGGUGUCCAUCCUCUCCAUUUCUUCAAAAUUUGCUGGGCCAGCUCGUGUACCGCUUCCAAAUGGGUGAACGUGCUAUGGCCGUUCGUUCCUGCCGCCAUUGCUUUGGAACAACUCUGGAUCUUCAUCUUAGCAUAUGUUGCCAUGGUCCCGUCAGCAAACCUUAUUGGAUUUGCUGGACAAGAAUUAGCCAGGAAGCUUCCAACUGUUCUUGGUGUUGUCCUUGAGACCACAUUAGGCUCUCUGGUUGAGAUGAUUCUCUUCGUUGUACUUCUGGUCAAUCAGAGAGAAAACGGCGUGCCAAUUGUUCAAGCCGCUAUUCUUGGUAGUAUCCUGGCAAACCUCCUGCUGUGCAUGGGUCUCUGCUUUUUCUUCGGAGGUCUGCGCCGUCAUGAGCAGACGUUCCACGACGUCGUCAGUGACACUGGAAGCAAUCUCAUGCUGGUUGCCGGCUUCGCUCUUGUCAUUCCAGUCACCUAUGCCAACGCUCUUGCAGGCCGCCAAAAUCUCACAGAAGAGAUACUCAGGAUGGAGGUUGUCAAGAUCUCUCGGGCUACCGCCAUCAUCCUUCUUAUCGCCUUUGCAGUUUACACUUUCUUCCAGAUGAAGUCGCAUCACGGACUUUACGACGACAUUCUCGAAGAGGACGAGCAGAAUGAUGCUGACCGCCACCGUGAUCUGGCCAAAGCAAAGCUUACUCUCACCGAGUCUAUCCUUGCUCUUGCUAUUGCCAUCACUUUCGUUUCGAUGAUGGCCGUAUUUCUGGUUCAGAACAUUGAAUACAUGAAAAACAACCGCAACUUGUCGGAUGCCUUCCUGGGUCUCAUCCUGGUCCCGCUUGUCGAGAAAGCUGCCGAGCACAUCACCGCGAUUGACGAAGCAUGGGACAAUCAGAUGAAUUUUGCAUUGUCACACAUCCUUGGUGCAUCUAUCCAGACCGCGCUGUUAAACACUCCGCUUGCAGUCAUCGUUGGCUGGGGCCUGAUGUUCGAUGCCGUCGUCCUCAUCCUCGCUAUCCUCGUGGUCGGCCAGUUCUUGCGUGACGGAAAAUCGAACUAUCUGGAAGGAGUUUUGUGUUUCCUUGUAUAUGUGAGCUCAAACACGGGUGGUGUUUGGACAAAACACGAUCUGGGAUGGCGUCUCGCAGAACUGAGUGCACUGAACCAACAAAGUCGUGUUGCUGCCUUCUACUAUCCCAACCCAGUUGAGGGCGAAGAGAGCGCUGGCAGCAGUACAUCAAGCGAAGGCGCUUCCAAAUUCAGA
Messenger RNA from Aureobasidium uvarum, 1432 nucleotides. NCBI's taxonomy places the organism in Eukaryota, Fungi, Ascomycota, Dothideomycetes, Dothideales, Saccotheciaceae. The record is from the annotation of a GenBank genome assembly.